This is a messenger RNA of Engraulis encrasicolus (European anchovy), 12111 nucleotides long. It is a transcript of the gene bsnb, whose product is annotated as bassoon (presynaptic cytomatrix protein) b. NCBI's taxonomy places the organism in Eukaryota, Metazoa, Chordata, Actinopteri, Clupeiformes, Engraulidae. The record is from RefSeq and is a predicted model, not a curated record. The coding region runs from base 1 to 11448 and encodes 3815 amino acids. Gene Ontology annotation, biological process: presynaptic active zone assembly; protein localization to synapse. The transcript is spliced from 15 exons. Gene Ontology annotation, cellular component: axon; glutamatergic synapse; GABA-ergic synapse. Gene Ontology annotation, molecular function: structural constituent of presynaptic active zone; metal ion binding.
AUGGGGAACGAAGGAAGCACGGAAGGAGAGGGCGGCCAGCCGGGGCAACCUGGUUCCGCUGCUCCUACAGCGGGGGCUCCGGGUUCUAUUUCAGCACCGGCGGGGGCUGGACAGCUCAUCAAGCCGAGCAAUGGUGCGCCAGUCGGUGGCACCGGUGGCGGACCCGGCCCGGGGAUUAACAGAAAUCCUCUGACUGAUCCAGGGCCAAGUGUUGGUGCCGGGUCUAAACCGGGGGCCCCAGCCGCAUCUCCAGGGGGCCCAGGGCCAGGUGCCCCUCCUGCAGCCCAGCAGCAGGCUGCCCCCUCCGAGCAGCAGGGCAACGUGGCCCGCAAGACCCUGCAGGUGGACGUGGGCAGCAGCAAGACUGGCCGCUCGCCCGCCGCCUCCCCUGUCGGCAGCGCUCCGUCUUCGCCAUACUCCGUGCCCCAGAUCGCGCCCAUGCCCAGCAGCAAGCUGUGCCCCGUCUGCAAGACGGCCGACCUGACCGACCCCGCCACGGGCAAGCCGCGCGGCGACACCUGCACGCAGUGCAAGUCCCUGGUCUGCAGCCAGUGUGGAUUCAACCCCAACCCACACCUCACAGAGGUCCAAGAGUGGCUGUGUUUGAACUGCCAGAUGCAGAGAGCCCUGGGCAUGGACAUGACCACACCGCGCUCCAAGAGCCAACAACAGAUCCACUCGCCCUCCCACCAAGCCAAACCAGAACCCCAGGCCCAACCAACGCCCCCGGCCCAGGCCCAACCAAUGCCCCCGGCCCAGGCCCAAGCCCCGGCCCAAGCCCAACCCGGACCUCCAACACCUGCAGCCCAGCCUGCGGCCCAGCAGCCAUCCCCAGGCCCCAAACAGACUGGCCCCCAGGGACAGGGACAGGGUCACAAGCUUCCUGCCCCCGGUGCAGUGCCUCUCCCAGGCAUGGCAGGCAUGGCUAAAGCCCCGUCACAGCCCGACCUGUCCCGCUCGCGGCCCACCACCCAGGGUGGCGCCCAGGCUCGGCAGGACCAGACCCGCAGCGCCGGCAGCUCCCCAUCCCGCCAGCCCCCGCCCCCCCAGGAAGCGCCGUCCUUCGGGAAACUGUUUGGCUUCGGGGCGUCCCUGCUCAACCAGGCUAGCAGCAUCAUCAACAUGGACGCCACGGCUCCAGGGGGCCCAGGCGGCCCCGGACCCCCACAGCAGCAGCAGCAGCCGUCCCCUGCCAAAGGGCCCCCUAAGCAACAACAGGGGCCAGGUGCAAAACCACCAGGUCAACAACAGGGGCCAGGUGCAAGACCACCAGGUCAACAACAGGGGGCAGGUGCAAAACCACCAGGUCAACAACAGCCUCCUGCUGGCCAGCAACAGAAACAACAACCUCCUCUACAGCAGCAGAAGCCUCCAGACCCAGCGGCGGCAGCCAAGGGCAAGGCCAACUGCCCCCUGUGCAAGACGGACCUGAACGUGGGCAACACGGCGGAGCCACCCAACUACAACACCUGCACCCAGUGCAAGACACAGGUGUGCAACCUGUGUGGGUUCAACCCCACGCCACACCUGGUGGAGAAAAAAGAAUGGCUCUGUCUCACCUGUCAAACCCAGAGAGCCAUGUCCGGAGCCUUGGGAGAGCCUCCCACCCCUGGUCCUCAGCCAAUGGGAUCCCCAGCCCACGCAGCUUCACCCAACCAGCUGCAAGCAGGAACAAAGCCCUCAGGCCCCCAACAACACAAACCACCUGGUGCCCAAGUAAGUGGAAAGCAGGGGGGGCCUCAGAGCAAAGCUCCGGGCCAAAAACCACCACCCCAGUCCAGCAAACCUGGACAACCUUCCCCCAAACCUGCCCCUGGACAACCCUCCCCCAAACCUGCCCCCGGACAGCCCUCGCCCAAACCUGUCCAUGGACAACCCUCGCCAAAGGCCCACCCUGACACUCGAAAGCAACAGCCGCAGCAGCCAGCAAGUGUAAAACCAAAAGUAGAAAAAGAAAUAGUGAAAGCGUCUCCCAAGAAGGGCGCCCCAGAGGUCACCAGCGUAGUCAAAGAGCAAAAGAAAGCUAAUGACAUGCAGAAGUCUAAACACCAUGACGACUCAAACAAAUCCAGUACACACAGCCUGAGUGAUACAGGGUACUCAUCAGACGGCAUAUCUAGCUCCCACAGUGAGAUCACCGGCAUAAUCCAGGAAGAGGGGGUGAAGCUGAACGAGAGGGGGCAGCCUAUCAGUCACGUCAGCCCCUCCAGCCCCUCAGAGCUCACCAAGCUAGAGAGCUCCGUGAGGCCCCUACUAGAGUCAGAGGAUACUAAAGGUCAAGACAGGCCUGGCUCACUGACCAUAUCAAAGGACCAGCACUACGAUCCCGAUGAGGCUCGAGAACAAUCCUCCGACGAGCUCAGCUGUAAGCUGCGACACGACUACGUGGAGGACAGCAGCGAGAGCGGACUCUCCCCGCUGCCGGCACGCCAGAAGAAAUCGCAAAAAGAACUGACCGACGAAGAAUUCAUGAGGAGACAGAUCAUGGAAAUGAGUGCAGACGAGGAGGAAACGGGCGAAGGAGACGGGACUCAAAAAACGAAAAAGAAAACAAGCGGGGAAACGACAAAGGACAAACGCCGGCUCACACAGCAGUCCAGUAGUUUUGAGGAGGAGACUAAAGGGGGCGACGCCUACGGGGAAGGCAGUGAUGGUGUUGCUGCUGGGGGGCUGAGACGUUUCAAGACUAUUGAGUUGAACAAUUCCAACAGCUACAACCGUGACAUUGAGCUUAGCACAGAGCAUGACCUCAGAGAGCCCGAGCUCGAGAUGGAGAGUCUAACAGGGUCACCUGAGGAACGGUCGAGAGGAGAAUACUCCUCGACUUUGCCUGCCACGACCCCCAGCUACACCUCGGGCACCUCCCCCACGUCCGUUUCCUCCAUGGAAGAUGACAGCGACAGCAGCCCUAGUCGAAGACAGCGGUUAGAAGAGGCCAAACAACAGAGAAAGGCAAGGCAUCGCUCUCACGGCCCCCUUUUGCCCACCAUUGAAGACUCGUCUGAGGAAGAUGAGCUGAGGGAAGAGGAGGAACUCCUGAGAGAGCAGGAGAAGAUGAGGGACUUGGAACAGCAGAGGAUUCGAAGCACGGCAAGAAAAACCAAACGUGAUAAAGAAGAGCUCAGAGCGCAAAGACGGAGAGAGAGAUCCAAGACACCCCCAAGUAAUCUCUCCCCCAUUGAGGAUGCAUCGCCAACUGAAGAGUUGAGACAGGCGGCUGAAAUGGAGGAACUCCACAGGUCAUCCUGCUCUGAGUACUCACCUUCAAUGGACUCGGAGGCUGAGGGCUUUGAGGUGGGCGGCACAAAAAUCUACAAGUCAGGCAACCUGCCAACGUUCAUGUCUCUUUACUCUCCCACAGAAAAGCCCUCUGCGAUAUCACCAGGAUCUGACAAGAUACUGAAAAGUGCUGAGGAGGUUUAUGAGGAGAUGAUGAAGAAGGCGGAGAUGACACAGCAACAACAACCAGGACGGCCAGGCCAACAACAACCGGCCAGUGCUGCUCAACCACCCGGCGGUGUUCAGAGGCAACAGCAAGGGUCACCUCAAUUAGGCAGAGACAGGCAACAUCUAGACGCUGAACCAAAAGUUCUGACACCAGGCUCAAGUCCUACUCAGAUCACAGCCCCUGUGUCACUGCGGGACCCAGGAGGUGCUGGUCGAGGAGCCCCCAGACCACAGGGAGCGCCACAGCCCAGAGGCCCACCAGGAGGUCCGCAGGCUGGUAUGAGGCAACCAGGGCCUGGCAUGGCAGGAAGGGGACAGGGCUAUGCUGGACCAAGAGCUCCUAGUCAGCCGGCGCCCCAAGCACCAGCCCCUGAUGCUGGGGGAUCUUUGUCAUCAAAGAUGUUUUCAUUAUUUAAAGGUCCCAGUCCUACAGCAUCCCCUUCGACUUCACCCACUCACAGUCCCAUUCGCUCUCCUGUGCCCACCACACAUGCUGCGCCUGUACCUGCACAGGGGUCCCAAAUACCACAACGAAGCGCAGCCCCACGCCUAGCAAGACAACAGUCCUCUCAAGAGUCACCAACCCGAACUCCUGAGCCUAGUAGCCCUGCCAAACCGAUGACAGUGAACUCCUCUACGUCCCCUCUGACCUCGCCUACAAGACGUCAGCUGCCAUCAGCUCCCUCACAGUCCCCAGGGUCCAGCUCUCCCACGUCCCCUCAGUCCCACCCUGCGUACCAGUCUAGCGCACAAAGAGCCCAAACUGCUGAAAGAGUUAAUGUCGGCAUGAGCACGGUCACGGCCACGACUUCCUAUAACCGUGGUUCAGUGCCUGCUGAAAGCAUUUCCCUUUGUCGAAUCUCAACAGUCCCAGGAACCACGAGGGUGGUAGAGCAGAGUCAAAUGCAGGCGGGCAGCAAUGUGGUUGACCUUCGAGCCCCCAUGAAGCCUACUCCAAUCAUCAUGACAGAUCAGGGUAUGGACCUAACAUCCCUGGCAACUGAUACUAGAAGAUAUUCGAUUGGUUCAGAGAACAACCCCACUCGCCACACUGCAGUUCAGCCUCUAAUCAUGAAUCUGAAUUCUCAAGAGCAGGGUCACAGUGCAACAACCCCAACAACUGUAAGCGUAACAGUUGCAGCUUCCAUGUUCAUAUCCCAGCCAAAAACACCUGUAGUAUACGGAGACCCUCUCCAGAACCGUAUGGAUCUGGGUCAAGGGGUUGGUGCGGCUGUUUGUUUGACACAGACCAAGCCGGCAGUUGACCCAACCAUUCCCAAAAUCGAUGCCUGUUUAGAAGACCUGGGUAUUCAGCAACAGGAGUUACAAAAGCAGCAACAGAAACUGCUGCAGCAACAGCAGCUCCUUGAACAGCAGCUGCAACAGCAUCAUCAGACAUCUUUUGCCCGUUACAACUUGGCAAACCAAGUGCAGCCUAUUCUUUUGAAGAAAGAUCUGGUGGUGAGUCAGGCCAGCAGUGGGAAUGUAGUGACUGUCAGUGCCAUCCCCAGAGUGUCUCCUCUCCCUCCACAGCCCUCACCUGGAAAUGGCUCUGCCUCGGCCGCUCCUACACUUCCACAUGACAUAUAUGGAGGGGUGGCACUGGAACUGAAAAACAAGCCAACAGUUGUGAAUCUCUCGUCGGGUAAACCACAUAUGAUGGUGGUGCAACUAGAUGAGAAUAAUGCUUCCCAAGGAUCUACAGUGACACAGCUUGUGAAACAGGAAGAGCCUCCUGCACCACCACCACCACCACCUGCUCCUGAAGUUCUUGAUCUUACUGGCUCUCAAAUAAAACCAGAGAACCAGCCUGCUUGCUGUGAUGUUGUCUACAAGCUGCCAUUUGCCGGAGGCUGCUCAGGUUCAGUUGUUCAGAGGCCCACUGGUGGAACCUCAGACCAAACUCCUACUGGUGAACCCUCUCAAACAACCAAUCCUGCUCCUGGACAACAAUCCCAGCCAAUGGCCUUCAAGCCACCUGGGCAGGCCACUGAACAGCAGAAGCAAUAUAGUACUUUACCACCUCCUGGACGCCUGCAGCCAUCAAUGUCAGACACUAACCUGGCAGACCCAGGACUUCAGUACUACCAAAGGGUUGAUCCUGGUGAUCUUGCCGUAGAUUUGUCUUCCAUGAAGCAGGCAUACGAGCAGGCUUACCUUGGUAUGGGAGCACAGUACGGAUCUUACACAGACCUACGGCACCAAGGUGAUGUUGCAGCUCCACCCAUACCGCUGAGGAGGUAUGGCUCCCUGUCCAACCUCAAUGCAGACUAUAGUGGCUAUUCUAAUCGCGACAUGGCCGGCUUUCAAGAACCCAAUCUUGCACAGUACAGUGCCACCACGGCCAGAGAGAUUGGCCGCAUGUGUGCUGCCCUUAACUCCAUGGAUCAAUUUGGGGGCCGCUAUGCCAAUAAUCCAGAGCUUCUCCAGUUCGCAGCUAGGACGGGAGGUGGGCCAGUGGGAAGACUCAACCUUCAGCAGGGUUUGGCAUCUAUCAGAGCCAAUCUCUUGUAUGGACUUGAUGGUAGGCCAGCUAUACAGGGUCCAACACUUACCAACCUUAUUAGUGCUAGACAAGCAAGCCUGAGGGCUCUGUACCCAGGGGGAAUGAGGGGACCAGAUGGCAUGACGUACUCCACUAUCAACACUCCAAUAGCCUCCACUUUGCCAAUCACUACCCAGCCAUCCUCUGUGAUGAGGCCCAUGGCACCACCAGGAGUAUAUAGACCUCCCUAUCCACCAACCAAUGUAACUGCUGUACCCUUGGCAAGCCUCGCCAGGUUGCCUCAGGUGGUUCCAAGGAUGCCUCUUCCCCCACAAACUCCUUAUGGAUAUCCAACUCCUACUCCAGCUCCAGCUCCAAAUCGUUACCCAACAACUAUCCCUGUGAGCAUGCCAGAAUCACGCACACCCACUCAAGACGCACCGAUGUACCUUGGAAAGCCUGCAGGGGCUGCGACAGCCUCUACGGCCGCACCUGUUCAACCUGUCACCCAUUUAACCUACACCACUGGGAUGUCGCCCCAGUCUGCACCGGCCACUAACCAGCUCGUUCCUCCUUCACACUUUCCUAGCGAACCUCAAAUACAGUCCCAGGUUCGUCAGCAAGCACCAUCGCAAGUCCAAUCUCAAAUACAACCGCAGGCACAUCCAUCAUCCAAUACAGCUGUCACUUCUGGUGCCACCACUGAGAAGGGCAAAGAUGAAGACCCCUUGAAACAGCAGCAAGACCAAAUGCUGACUUUUGAACGAGAGCGUAUCGAAUUGGAGAAGCUUAGACAAAUGCGGCUACACGAAGAACUGGAGAGAGACCGCAUCGAGCUUCAGCGUCACCGAGAGAAAGAGCAGCUCGUUGUCCAACGCGAGAUCCAUGAACUGCAAAGCCUCAAACAGCAGGUUAUACAGCAGCAGCAAGCCGAAAGAGAAACUCAGCUGGUCAUGCAAAGGGAACAGCUGGCCCAGCAGCGGAUGCAGCUUGAUCAAAUCCAGUCCCUGCAGCAGCAACUACAGCAGCAACUGGAGGAACAGAAAAGGCAAAAGACGGCAGCGGUGGAGGCAGCUGCUGCUGCAGCAGCAGCUGAGGCCGCCGCAGCAUCCGCAGCUGCUGCUGCCGCAGCCACCACUGCACAAGGAGCCAUUCAAGGCCUAGUGGUUGGUGGAAGAAUGAUCAACCAAGACGGGCAGAGCAUGCAGUUUUGGCAGCCCUACAUGGACAACCAGGCAAUGCAGGCCAUGAUUGCCUCCAGGUCCCAGAUCCCAAGCUCGGCCUCCGAAAUGUCCCUGAAGAACGAGGAUGGUGGAGAUGGGAGGGUGAUGAGAAAGCAGAACUCAAUGCCACGCCUUGGCUCAGAGGAGGACCCCGUCAAGAGGAUUGCUGACAGCUGCGUUCAGACGGACGACGAGGAAGGUGACGAAAGGUACAUGGGGAGACGCAGCAGGUCCAGCAGGUCCAGACGUAACGUUGACUGCAGCGUACAGACUGAUGAGGAGGACCAGGGAGACAUGGAGCAGCCAGUGCGACGCAGGCGAUCAAGGCUCAGCAAACAUUCAGACAGCUCAGACAACAAGGGGGUUACUUCAAGCAUCGCAAUCCAAACAUCCAAUGACUCCUCGUGCCAGACCGAGCCAGACCAGCUGGGCAGAGUCUCACCAGCCAUUCAUAUCACCAUGGCGGAGACAUCCAAGGUGGAGCUCCUGCACUACAUCUCUGCUCCGGAGAGGACUCAGAAAGGUGAGAGCCUGGCCUGCCAAACGGACCCAGAGGCUCAGUCUCAAGGUGUGGUGGCACCGCAGCUGAGCGUUCCCACCACCGUCAGUCCUUACACCACCAGCCUGCAAAUGGUCGGCUCAACGCAAUCCAAAUUCGAAAGGAGGAAACCAGACCCGCUGGACAUCGGCUACCAGCAGCAACCUCCACAGCCGAGCGAGUCUCCGUCACGGCAGCCCCCCAAGUCCCCUCAGGUGCUCUACUCGCCUGUCUCCCCACUGUCCCCACACCGAAUGCUGGAGACCACCUUUGCCUCCAGCGAGAAGCUCAACAAGGCCCAUGUGACACCACAGCAGAAGGCCUUCACCGCAGAGUCUCCGCAGAAGCACCAGUCCAUUCCGAGACCCAUCAAGAGUGUUCAGCGCUCCAUGUCCGACCCCAAACCCCUCAGCCCGACGUCGGAGGACCCGUCCAAGACCCGCUUCUCCAUGUACUCCAACCAAACUCUACCUGGUAGUCAGAUGUCCGCCCUGCAGCAGCAGCAGCAGCAGAACUCCCUGAUGAGGAAGGUGAAGCGCACCCUCCCCAGUCCUCCCCCGGACGAGGCUCCCAUGCCCAUCGUCACCCCAGCCAUGACCCACAUGUACGGCUCCCCGGGGCCCAUGGCCGGCAUGCACCACCAGCGGGUGCUGCCCAGACCCGCGGGCCCGGGCGUGAUCACCAAGGCGGGUCUGCUUCACGAGCUGAAGGCCGUGGAGCAGGAGUCCUCCAAGCUGCGCAAGCAGCAGGCCGAGCUGGAGGAGGAGGAGAAGGAGAUUGACGCCAAACUGCGGUAUCUGGAGCUGGGCAUCAACCAGCGCAAGGAGACGCGGGUGAAGGAGCGGGAGAGGAGGGAAGCCUACAUGAGGUCCAUGGGGGACCUGAAGGACUACAUGUCGGAGAGCGAGCUGAACAGCUUACAGCUGGGCAGUCUCACUGGUCUGUCCAGUGGCUAUGAGGGGAAUGGGCUGCUUGCGAGGCCCAGCACCGCGCCUAUGAGUCAGUACACCAGUGCUGACCACCUGGCCGCUGCUUCUCAGUACCCGGCAACAUCUUCCUAUGGGACGUACCCCUACCAACAGAGCCCGUCCUCAGCCACCCAGCAACCCACUGUAGGUUAUCAUCAGGUUGGCUUCCAGCCUCCGCAGUACCCGACAGCCUCGCAGCCCCAGCCUGGUACCUUCCAGCCUCACCCCCAGCCCUCCACCUACCAGGCCCCAGGCUCCUUCGCCAGCUAUGGGUCCACCUACACUCCAGACAUGUCAGGACACUCGGGUUUCCAGCCUGCACCGGGUUCGUCGACCAGUCUUCCCUACCCGACCCAGGGCAUGGCUUUCCAGCCAACUGGUGACUUGCUCGGCGUUCACCAGAGGCCCAGGCAGACAUCUCUGGCCGACCUAGAACAGAAGCUUCCCACCAACUAUGAGGUCAUCAGCAACCCCACAGUGUCCGUGGCUGCCUCGGCGGUUCAGGAUGUUGGCUUCAGUGGCUCCUACGCAUCAACGACAAUGUCCAGCACGGCCUAUGGGCAGUACAGGCCGCCAGAGCAGACCCUGUCCGAUCGCAUCCCGAGCCCCACGUCUGCAUACGGAACGGACAGUCUUGGCUACACCACCAACCUUGAGCAGAGCGUCCCCAGGAACUAUGUUAUGAUCGACGACAUCAGUGAACUGACGAAAGAGAACAUGGGGCCUGGCGUUGACAGUCUCGGACAUCCUACCACCGGUCGCUAUGGCGAGAACGGUCCGUCUUCUCGAGGAAGUGGAUAUGGAGGAGAAUACGAUGACCCUUACAAUAGGUCCAAGGGCACCACUGGGUACCAUCAGCAGCAAGGUGCAGUCGACAGCCACGGCAGGCCGACCACCACUUCGAGUUCCUCCUAUUACUACGACGACUACAACAAACACUCUUCCGGGGGUCGCGGGGGGGUGCCGUCUCAGAGACACUCUUCCAAGAACCUGGGGCCUGCUGUCGUCUCCUCCAAGCGCAGCAAACACCGAAGCAAAGGCAUGGAACAGAAGGUGUCCAAAUUUUCUCCCAUUGAAGAGGCGAGGGACGUGGAGUCGGACCUAGCGUCCUACCCGAUGACCACCACCUCUGGCGGCAGCGGCACGGGAAGAACCAAGAAGCUCCAGGAGGACUCGUACGGCUUCAAGAAGAGCGUGUACGACGACGGCACUUACUACGGCUCCAGUCAGGAAGGCCUGGUGGACGACCACAUGUAUGGCUCGGGACGAUCGCGCUCCACGGGCUACGGCAUGGACAAGAUCUCCUCCCGGGACUCAGCCGGCUACCGGAGCAAGUCGUACGAGCGGGACAUGAUGGAGCGCACCCAGCGGGGUACCAGCCGCAGCGGCGGCGGCGGCCGCAGCUCCAUGCGCCCCCAGAACUCCGAGGAGGAGAGCCCGCUGAGUCCCGUCGGGAAGCCCAUGGGAGUCGGUCGAGGCACGGUGGGAGGAGUCGACCCGCACGACGUCCGGAACCAGUACGGCUCCACCCACUCGCUUCCGGACGUGCAGGACCACCAUGGCAAGGACGUGCCCAGGAGCCAUGUGUACAAACCGGAUGACCCUUACCUUGUAGAUGACAUGCACUGCGCUGUCUCUGACAGUGAAGCGUAUCACUUGGGUCAGGAAGAGACCGACUGGUUUGAGAAGCCGCGUGAGGCUCGGAGCAGCCGUUCCCGCCAUCACCACCACGACGGCAGUGGCGGAGGAGGCCACUCCUCGUCCGGCCGCAGGAGCGGCGGCAACGUUAAGCACACCUACCACGACUACGACGAGCCACCCGAGGAGGACCUGUGGCCUCAGGACGAGCACGGACAACCCAGGCAGCCGUCUUCGUCACGGGAACACCGUCACCACGGCAGCGGCGGUGGCAGUUCCGGAAGACACUCGUCCCGGCAUGCCUCCGACGAGCCGCGUUCGUCUCGCUCUUCGCGGUCGCAUCCCAAAGACCCGUCGUCCUCCUCUCGAUCUGGGGAAGGCCGCGGAACCUCCAGAGACGGGCAGAGACGAGGCGAGUCCAGAUCCUCUCAGGGUGGCGGUUACCGUGACGGCGAGCAUCCCAGGGAUCCCGGACACCAUCACGGCUCGGGAGGUCAGAGAGGGCAGCGGCAGCCCGGGUCGUCCCGACGACAGGACCCAGACUCCAGGCAACAGCAGCAGAGCUCCGCUGGACCACCACCUCCAGGACAGCAGCAAAGCCACCGCUCUACCCCUGACCAGCAGCAGCAGCAUCCUCAGCAGCAGCAGCAUCCUCAGCAGCAGCAGCAGACGGGUCGACAGACUCCACAGAGCGCUCAGCAGGCACCGCCACAGCAGCAGCAACAGCAGCCAGCUCCAAGCACCACAGCCGCCCCUGCAGGCCAAGGCCAGGGCACCGCCCCUGCUCAGCAGCAGGCCAGAGGGGGCCAGGCAGCAGCAGGGCCAGGACAAACCCAGCCAGCAGCUGCAGCCGCCAGCCAACCACCUGCAGCGGCGAAGCCCCCUGCCACAGCUACACCACCGCCUGCUACAGCGAUCGGGGCUAAAGCUGCCCCUGCACAGGCUGGAAAACCACCUACCAUGCCUGCUACUGGCAUAGGUUCCAAAGCGGCCCCCAGGCCUGGUGGCAUCGGCAGUGCGUCCGCCACACCGCCCCCUGCUGACGACAACGUGCUCACCAAGAUGCUACAGGGGGGAGCAGCGGAGCAGGCAGGCAAACUGGGAGAUGCUCUUUCUGGUCUGGGGAAGAAGUUCACCUCGUUCUGGUGAGCUGCUGAGAGGAGGAUGAGUGAAGAAAGAGAGAUAAAUAAGUAUCAGUACUGGAAAAAAGGACGCCCAAUGAAACUGUUGUUUUCGUCAUUUCACAUUACAUUUCUGGGAAGGAGGAUGCCUGGCGAGAAGGCAUUUUCUUUUUACUGGUUUAUGAGGUGGGAUUGGACUGCCUGUCUGUCUGUCAGCCUGGGAGUGAUAACAUCUGCAAUGAAAGGAGGAGGAUGCUUUGCUGUGCUGUGCAGUGCAACAGCGUGGUAUGGUGUGGUGUGGUGAAGUGCGGUUCGUUCGAGGGCAACAGCCCACCCAACCUCUGUCUCCUCUUGGCUUCACUUCGUCUCCCUCGUCCAUCCUCCUGGGAGGUGAUGUGAUGGCUCCACUGCAGCUGCUUGUCACUCAAUGCUCUGCAGCAAGCAGAAGACAAGGAAGAAGCAUGCACAUGUCGUGCCGUCUGUACCAUAGGUAAUGCAUGUUUUUCAGGUGGCCCAGGUGAGUUCACACAAGUGGGAUUAAUGGAGCUUUGAUAAUGGCAGAGCGGUCUCUUAGUCAGCACACGCGGAUGCCGCACAGGUGAAGACAGAAGAAGACACAGGCUCAUGGGAUGCAUGCUUUUUGUUACCUGUGAAGCUGUGGUCUUUGAGAAGAUGGUAGGCUUCACUUCAA